AUGGUUCCGCCUGCUGCCAUGAAGAGGCGCGCUUCGAGCGUUAGCACCGACGAGCUAGCUCGACAACUUGAUGUCAACAAAUAUCACCAGCCGUGGCUCGACUCGAGGAAACUGAAGCAAGUUCCUGCAAACACGGGACCCGAUGAAACCCGAUCGGUACGAUGUUCUCACGAUACGACGCUUACCGCACUCGCUCAGUUGGCUGCCUUAAGAUUGAACGUGAAGCGCGGGAUGGUCUCUUUAAUCGACUCGAAUACGCAGAUAAUCCUUGCCGAAGCUACCCAGACCGUUUCGCUCGUUGAUGAGAGGCGACACGCCCCUGACGAUCAUAUAUGGCUUGGGAACGUCUCUCUUCCGCGGCAGGAUUGCAUGGAUGAGCAUGCUUUCGGGGCUUCGACAACAUUCGAGGACGGAGAGGGCCGAAAAGUGGAGGUGCCAGGCUUUGUUGUUAAUGACGCCUUGGAGGAUGAUCGUUUUAAACAUCGUCCGUAUGUCACAUCUGGAGCCAGCGUUAGAUUCUAUGCGGGUGUACCGAUUGUCACGAAACAGGGGUACGCUAUCGGUGUCUAUGCAGUCUCUGAUACUCAACCGAGACCUCAAGGUAUUACUCUUGAUGAGGCACAGUUUAUGGGAGACGUAGCGCAAGUUAUUGCCGACCAUCUGGAGAGGGUUAUGGAUGCGAUUGGCCGUGUGUCGGAGAGGGAUUUUAUGAGAGGCAUCUCAUAUUUCCUAGAGGACUUAUCCGAAUAUAAAUACCAACUCAGCAAGACAGACCGUUUCGUACAACCACCUAAUAAUAAUACUAAGCGACAAUCGGAUGUUCAAGCAACCGAUCCUCAGAAGGAACCUACGCGAGGGCGUCUUAGUCAAUCUAAAGCGACCUCCCUGCCUAGGCCCAGCUCAAUUUCUCGUAUAAGAGGCAGUACUUCACGCGAUCAAGUUGAUGGGGUUCAAGUACCCCGAUUUUCUAGACAGCGCGUCUCUAGAGGAAGAGGAAGAGAAACCUCUAAUUCUUCAGAUGACAAUAUUCGCAGAAUCUUCGCCCAAGCCUCCCAAUUGCUUUGUCAGCAAGCUAAUGCUUCCGGUUGUGUAUUCACUGAUGCCUCAUCAGGCCUAUUCUCUCGUCAAUCCGAAGGAGUCUCACCUCAUGCCGAUGACGACCCUUCUUUGGUUUUAGAUGUCAAUUUCGAAUCUACAGAGGACGAGGAAACUGAUGGUGAUGUUAUUGAAAAAGAUGACGAACUUUCCCCAGGAUGCGGGACUAGCCUACCACAGACAAAUUUCAGUGAUCGGCCUGAUGAAAUGGCGAAUAUACUCAGCUCAACUGUCGUGAAUGGUCCCGACGAUAGGCACCGCCGAGGUAUGGUGAAACGAAAGAAUCUGAAAAAGCUAAUCCUACGCUAUCCAUUCGGUAAAUGUUUCUACCUGAAUAAUGGACGCGUCGUAUCGGAUCAAACCUUUACUUUCGAUGAAGUGAUUGCUGGGGGCGGUGCGAGCCAUUUCGUGCUGAAUGCAUCGAUGAAUAAUGCAGAGGAGCCGCCCCAUAAGCUAUUGCCGCGGGAACUUCUUAGUUGCAUACCAGACGCAAAAUGGUUGAUAUUUUUGCCGCUUUUCUAUUAUGCCCAAGGCAAGUGGUUUGCCGCAGGAUUUGUUUGGGGCGAUGACUUCAAGAUGGGCGACCCCGACGAUGUACUGCCCUAUUUUAAGACAUUUGGGUCGUGCAUGAUGAGCGAGGUAGCAAGCAUGGAGGUCAUCAAUACUAACAUUGCGAAAUCCACGUUUAUUGCUUCAAUCUCUCAUGAACUCCGCUCUCCUCUUCAAGGUAUCCUAGGAGCUGGGGAGUUUUUGGAGGAUACAAUGACUUCAGCCUAUCAGACAAGUCUCAUAGGAGCAGUGGAAACGUGCGGUAAGACAUUAUUAGAUACCAUCGACCAUCUCCUUGAUUAUGCAAAAAUCAACAACUUGAACCGGGCGGGCUCCUCACGCUUCACGGGGUCAAAAGAUGGCAAGAUGUGGAAAAAUACACACGGCAUCGAGGAACCUCCAUCGGCUACCUUUGACCUUGCCAUCCUCCUUGAAGAGGUCGUCGAAGCAGUUUUUGCCGGCCAAACCUUUCGGAAGAUAAAUCUUCGACAUUAUGAUCCGGUCAACGAUUCGACCGCGCAAAUAAAGUCGAUGGGUAUUGAUGAUUCAUCAACGACUCGGGAACUGAUCCACUCCGGUAGCCAUAAGUUCUCUGGAAAAGUUUUCUUAGUUCUCCAUAUCCAAAAACAGGAAUCGUGGUGCUUGGAGGGGCAGACAGGGGGUCUUCGGCGCGUCAUCAUGAACGUGGUCGGCAAUGCAAUCAAGUACUGCACGACCGGGUGUAUUGACGUGUCACUUACGUCGAAACAAGUGACAAAAUCCGAUAUCGAGGUCGGAAUUUCCAUUAAGGACACGGGAAUUGGCAUGUCCCAAAACUUCCUUUCCAACCAUUUAUUCAAGGCAUUCACGCAAGAAGACUCUUUUAUGCCAGGUACAGGACUCGGUCUCUCAAUCACAUCUCAGAUUGUUCAAAACAUGGGGGGCGGGAUCAGGGUUGAUAGUGAGAAGGGAGUCGGGACACAUGUCAAUAUUGCAAUUCCGAUGAAGAUCGCUACUACAGGGUCGUGUGACGGUGUCCAGAGCGAUGCCCUGCGUGACGCGAUGAAAGCUACCAAGGGAAAAAAGGUUUGCCUCUUAGGCCCCGUAAUUGGUAGCAGGGAAGGCCCUAACAGAGAGCUCUCCGUGCUCGAGUCUUCUAUUGCUACUUUUUGCCGAGAUUGGUUCGAUAUGACCAUUGUCGAAACCGAUUCCGCCGAGGCCAACAAAGAGACGGCAAUCUACAUAUAUGCCGAGCCGCCACCGAUAGAACGUCUGGUGGAGGAACAUUUAAGUCGGGAGAAGGAGAGAGAAUAUGACAAACCAGCCUGGCUCGUUAUAUGCACGAAUGCCUUCGAAGCCGCUGCACUGCGAGCAGCUGGUAUUCAGGAUCUCGUUUCUCUUGGUAGAACAAUCGAGGUUAUUAGCCAACCUGUGGGCGUCCGUAAGCUUGGAAAAGUACUGUUACAGUGCAUCCAGCGAUUCGAAGCUAAUGAGGAGAAUAAAAAGGAUGGUAUCCAAAACGCGCGCUCUAGAACACCUUCUCCGUCUAGUGCACGAUGCAGAGGAGACGCCGUGGAGGUCGAAUCCAAUUCUUCAUCGGCGACACCUAGUCCUGGCAAGGGGCCAUGUAGACCAUCACUCAAAGAUUUCAAGUGGAAAACGGAGCAAUUGCAGCCGAAAAUCCCUUUAGGCAAGAGAAUCAUCCCCAUAUCGCGUACUAGUGACAUGUCCAACUUUUCGGUGACGCAGCGGAGUCGCACACAGUCCAGGGACCUAUCAGCUCAAUUGCCCCGCAUGCUUCUCGUCGACGACAACGCGAUCAAUCUCAAGCUCCUAGUAACCUUCAUGAACAAGAUCGAGUUACCGUACGUGGAGGCUACUAACGGCCUGGAGGCGGUGACCAAGUUUAAAGAAGCGCCGGAUCAGCAGCACUUCGACUUCGUGCUCAUGGACCUCCAGAUGCCGAUUAUGGAUGGUCUAGAGGCGACAAGACAAAUCCGGGAGUUCGAGCUCGAGAAGAGGGCUACCGGCAGAGCGACGGCGCCAUCGGCGAAUGUCAUCGCGAUCACUGGGGUGGGUAAUGAGGAUAUGCGGAAGGAAGCGAUGGAGGCGGGUGUUUCGCAGUUUUUGACGAAGCCGAUUAAAUUUAAGGCGCUGCAGCAGAUUCUACUGAAGCAGUCUACGAUCGGGGACGGAGAAGGACUUUGAUGGAGCGUUGGACCCUGAUUGGUGGUGUUGAUGAUAUUUAUGGCUUGCGAUAACUUCUUGAUUCUUCAUUUUGGAUAGGGUUGUUAGUGAAAGCUUCAAUUGAUAUUUACCUACAAAUUGAUUAUGUAAUAUCUUUCAGCUGCUUUCUGUCACUGGCAAGGUUCCAUCUUUUCUUCUAUGAGUACUGGGUGGUUAAGGAUGCUUUGCAGCGAAAUAUUACAUUGAAAAAAACUGAUUGUCAUUCUGAAGCUUUGUAGACUGAUGAAAUAACCAUUGUUGUAAGAUAUAAGUAACAAUAUCUUGU
Messenger RNA from Annulohypoxylon maeteangense, 4135 nucleotides. RefSeq lists its product as uncharacterized. The coding region runs from base 1 to 3831 and encodes 1276 amino acids. The record is from RefSeq and is a predicted model, not a curated record. The transcript is spliced from 2 exons. Lineage: Eukaryota; Fungi; Ascomycota; Sordariomycetes; Xylariales; Hypoxylaceae. Gene Ontology annotation, molecular function: protein binding; phosphorelay sensor kinase activity. Gene Ontology annotation, biological process: phosphorelay signal transduction system; phosphorylation.